GUCAGCAUUUCUAAGUUGAGUAGUUAAUUAUUAUUUUCAAGAUUGAAUUAAAAUAGAGUUGCGACAAUACAUAGAUGAGGAUGGAAGGAGAGGCGCAAUAGGACCGCUUGCAAAGUCGCUCAGUUUCUUCGAACCCAACGCGUAUGCCUAUCUCCUUUCCCACCUCUCCUUCCUUCAACAAAUCCUUCCUUAAUCACCAAGAAAUUCCCCCACACGCGUUCAUUUUUUUAAUGCAAAAACCUCAACAUUUUCUUCUUUACAUAUAAUUACACACACUGCCUCCGUCAUCCACAAAAGGUGCAAACGAGCACCUCCUGUUUGUACCCUUUGUGUCGGUGAAGAUGGGGAAGAGACUGGAUGCUCUGCUGGGGAGAAGCUUCAAAGCCACCAAAUUCAGAGGCACGGCGUCGCUCGCCGUCUCCCGCCUCGCCGUGCUCAAGAACCAGCGCCACGCCCGCUGCUCCGUCGCCCGCUCCGACGUCGUCCAGUUCCUCACCAACGCCGCCCACGACAGAGCUCUUCUUAGGGUUGAACAAGUCAUCAAGGAGCAGAACAUGCUGGAUGUGUUCGUGGUGUUGGAAGGAUACUGCCAUCUGCUAGUAGAAAGAAUCAACCUCUUCGAACACAACAAAUUUUGUCCAGAGGAGCUGCUUGAAGCUGUGUCCACACUGAUCUUCGCUUCGACGAGAUGUGGAGAUUUUCCGGAGCUGCAAGAGCUCAGAGCCAUCUUCACUUCGCGAUUUGGGAGGGAAUUCGCAGCUCGAGCUAUUGAAUUGCGCAAUAACUGCGGAGUCAAUCCUAAGAUAAUACAGAAGCUAUCGACGAGGAUGCCCAGCUUGGAGACCAAAAUCAAGGUGCUUAAGGAGAUCGCUUCCGACAACAACAUUCAGUUCCAUGUGUCAGACCCUUUACUGGAAACUAGCGAGAUUUCAUCCGAAGAGAAGCAGCAGAGCCCCCAGAGGGCGGAUCAGGAUGAGAGAGAGAGUGGUGGUAGUCUGAGAGGAAAGUACAAGGACGUGGCUGAUGCAGCGCAAGCGGCUUUCGAGUCGGCGGCUUACGCCGCGGCGGCGGCCAGAAUCGCGGUGGAACUGUCUCGAUCUGAAUCCCCCGCCACUCCGAGAGAGCGGAUUGCGGCAGAAUUCAAGGCAAAUGAAGAUGCUGCAGGGACUUGUGUGAGGAGAUCAUUCUCUGAUUCGAGCUCGGAUGAGGAGGGCGAUGCGAAGGGGGAGAAUGUAGUGUUUGAUGAGAAUGAGAUGGAGAAGAAUGAAUCUGGAUGGAGAAGUGGUGCAGGUGAAGAAGGUGUGGAGCCUGCUUUAGACAUCAAUAGAAGGCCGAUCUCUGUUCGGACCACCAGAUGGGCUCGACCACGCUGACAAAGGUCAAGUAAUGUGAAAUACGUUUGUUUCCUUUUGUAGUGUUGAUGUUGCGGCUACUUGUAACUUGUGAUCAUGGUCCUAAGUUUGAGCACGUGCAUAUUUGGAGUUUGUCUUCAUGCCUACAUAAUAUUUUUUUUAACUUUAUAAUAUUUGUUGUUAAUGUUUAUUUUAAUAAUAUUUGAGUUUUUAUUUGAGAGA
Salvia miltiorrhiza (redroot sage) is the source of this 1574-nucleotide messenger RNA. RefSeq lists its product as uncharacterized. The transcript is spliced from 5 exons. NCBI's taxonomy places the organism in Eukaryota, Viridiplantae, Streptophyta, Magnoliopsida, Lamiales, Lamiaceae. The coding region runs from base 342 to 1373 and encodes 343 amino acids. The record is from RefSeq and is a predicted model, not a curated record. Gene Ontology annotation, biological process: protein transport.